CUUUAGGCCGCAUUAAUUGACCAUUAAUCUGAGAGCAAUUGUCUCUGGGAAAUCACAAAUCAAGCUCAGAGAUGAAAGGGGCUUCUCUGUUAGCUCCCAUUGCCAAGAGGUUGGAGGGCAAGGUGGCUCUGAUAACUGGUGGAGCCAGCGGCAUCGGAGAGAGCACCGCGAGGUUGUUCGCAAGGCACGGUGCGAAAGUGGUGAUCGCCGAUGUCCAGGAUCAGCUCGGUCUGUCUGUAUGCAAGGAUAUUAGAUCGGACCAGAACCAGACAGUUUCCUACAUCCACUGCAACGUUAGCAGCGAGACGGAUGUUAAGAACGCGGUGGACAGUGCAGUGAAGAAUUACGGUAAGCUCGAUGUGAUGUUCAGCAAUGCAGGGAUCCCGGGCGGUUACGAUCCUAGAAUCUCGGCAAUCGAUUAUGAGCUAUUUAAGAAAGUUUUUGACGUCAAUGUGUAUGGCGCAUUCAUGGCGGCCAAACAUGCUGCUAGGGUCAUGAUUCCAGCAAAUAGCGGAAGUAUUCUGUUCACAGCGAGCGUUGCUUCUGUAACCCAUGGUUUUUUUACUCACAUGUACUCGGCGUCGAAACAUGCUGUUGUCGGAUUGGCCAAGAAUCUCGGGGCUGAGUUAGGGCAACAUGGGAUCAGAGUCAAUUGCAUAUCUCCUUUCGGCGUGGCCACGCCAAUAGUGAGGAAAGGAUUUGACGGCGUUGAUGUGGAAAAGGCCGAGGAAAUAAUCUCCGCCGCAGCAAACCUGAAAGGGGCGGUGCUGAAGGCCGAAGACAUAGCCGAAGCGGCUCUCUACCUCGCUAGCGACGAGUCCAAGUACGUGAGCGGGAUGAACUUGGUGGUGGACGGGGGCUACAGCACCACUAACGUUUCUCUUGAAAUGACUUUGAAGAAAUAUUUUCCAUGAGAAUUAAGUACUCAUAUAUUGUAUUGUAAGAUCUACGAGAUUGUUUUAGGGUUGUUUGGAUUCCGGAGUCAUGCUAAAAUUUCUUGUUUAGGGGAUGUUGAUAUGACAUAUUCGAGAGGGGACGAAUGAUAAUCAAUGUUAUAUCUUAUCACCUGUCA
Molecule: messenger RNA, 1072 nt
Organism: Punica granatum (pomegranate)
Lineage: Eukaryota; Viridiplantae; Streptophyta; Magnoliopsida; Myrtales; Lythraceae
Source: RefSeq, a predicted model, not a curated record